AUGGAGCACAAGCACCCUAUAGCAGAAGCCAACGAGACAAGCCCAUUUGGCUCACUGAGUCCGAAACAAUUCUACGCACGACACUCGGUGAGCCAUGCCUCAGAGUACAUCACCAGCAAGCAGGGCCUCAAGCUCUUCGCUCAAUGGUGGACCCCUGAUCAAACUCCCAUCAAAGGUAUCGUGUGCGUGGUCCAUGGCUACACCGGAGAGUCCAGUUGGUUCGUUCUGUUGACUUCUGUCCAUAUCGCCAAACACGGUUUUGCUGUUUGCGCUAUAGACCAUAUGGGCCAUGGCUAUUCCGAGGGAUUAAUCGCCUAUUUGCCGGAUAUUAAUCUUGUGGUAGAUGAAUGUAUCCUAUUUUUCAACAAAUUUUGUGCGGGUUAUGCACCAAAUCUUCCGGCGUUUCUGUAUGCGGAGUCAUUGGGUGGGGCAAUUGCGUUGCUGAUCACGCUCCGCCGCGACGGGGUUUGUCCGGUGAGGCCAUUUGACGGCGCCGUUUUGAAUGGGGCUAUGUAUGGUAUAAGUGAUAAAUUCAAGCCUCCAUGGCCGCUUGAGCAUUUUCUAUCUAUAGCGGCUGCUUUGGUCCCGACUUGGUGCGUGGUUCCCACUCGCGGUUCCUUACCUCUUGUUUCCUUCAAGGUGGAAUGGAAGCGGCAGUUGGCUGUAGCGUGUCCGAGGAGGCCCUUACAAAGGCCACGUGCAGCAACAGCGCAAGAGUUAUUGAGGGUGUGCAGAGAAAUACAAGGACAGUUCAAUGAGGUGGACAUUCCGUUUUUGAUCGUGCACGGAGGUGGUGACGUUGUAUGUGACCCCGCCUGCGCAGAACGUCUGUAUGAAUGUGCUGCAAGCAAGGAUAAAACCCUCAGGAUUUAUCCCGGCAUGUGGCACCAGCUGGUUGGAGAGCCCGAUGAAAAUGUGGAACUUGUGUUCGGAGAGGUUGUGAAUUGGCUCGUGACUAGAGCAGAUCAGGCAGCUGCAGGCUCGGUGGUCGAGGAUGUAGAUGCUGCUGCUGCUACAGAGAUUAAAUAG
Fraxinus pennsylvanica is the source of this 1029-nucleotide messenger RNA. NCBI's taxonomy places the organism in Eukaryota, Viridiplantae, Streptophyta, Magnoliopsida, Lamiales, Oleaceae. The record is from the annotation of a GenBank genome assembly.